Molecule: messenger RNA, 792 nt
Organism: Conger conger (European conger)
Lineage: Eukaryota; Metazoa; Chordata; Actinopteri; Anguilliformes; Congridae
Product: chymotrypsin B-like
Exons: 7
Coding region: 1-792 (263 amino acids)
Biological process (GO): proteolysis
Molecular function (GO): serine-type endopeptidase activity
Source: RefSeq, a predicted model, not a curated record
AUGGCUUUCCUGUGGUUGCUGUCCUGCUUUGCCGUCCUUGGCGCUGCUUAUGGCUGUGGAACUCCCGCCAUCCCCCCGGUGGUGAGCGGCUAUGCCCGCAUCGUGAGCGGUGAGGAGGCCGUGCCCCAUUCCUGGCCCUGGCAGGUGUCUCUGCAGGACUACACUGGUUUCCACUUCUGUGGAGGAUCACUCAUCAGUGAGUACUGGGUGGUGACAGCUGCCCACUGUGGUGUCCGGACCAGCCAUCGCGUCAUUGUUGGGGAGCAUGACAAGAAGAGCACCAUUGAAAAUAUUCAGACCAUGAGGGUGGCACAGGUCUUCACUCACCCCGAGUGGAACCCUAGCACCAUCAACAAUGACAUUACCCUGAUCAAGCUGACCGCCCCGGUCACCAUGAACCUCUAUGUGUCGCCUGUGUGCAUGGCUGCCUCCUCCGAUGUGUACAGCCCGGGCAUGCAGUGUGUCACCUCUGGCUGGGGCCUGACCCGUCACAACGCUAUGUUCACUCCCAACAAACUCCAGCAGACUGCCCUGCCCCUGCUGUCCAAUGAGGAGUGCAUGGCCUUCUGGGGGGAAAACAUCUCUGAUGUGAUGAUCUGCGCUGGAGGUGACGGUGCUACCUCUUGCAUGGGUGAUUCUGGAGGCCCCCUGGUGUGUGAGAAGGAUGGUGCCUGGAACCUGGUGGGCAUCGUGUCGUGGGGCAGCAGCCGCUGCUCGACCACCAUCCCCGCUGUCUACGCCCGCGUCACGGCCCUGCGCGCCUGGGCUGACCAGAUCCUCGCGGCCAACUGA